This is a messenger RNA of Vigna unguiculata (cowpea), 612 nucleotides long. RefSeq lists its product as uncharacterized. The record is from RefSeq and is a predicted model, not a curated record. NCBI's taxonomy places the organism in Eukaryota, Viridiplantae, Streptophyta, Magnoliopsida, Fabales, Fabaceae.
AUGGCGCCAUAUGAAGCCCUUUAUGGUAGAAAGUAUAGAACCCCCCUAUGUUGGUAUCAAGAUGGGGAAGCAGUACUUGUGGGACCAAAGUUGUUGGAACAAACUACUGAAAAGGUAAGAAUGGUGAGAGAUAGGAUGCAGGCCUCUCAGAGUAGGCAGAAGGCUUAUGCAGAUCGUAGGAGGAGACCCUUGGAAUUCGCGGCUAGAGAUCAUGUAUUUUUGAGGGUGACCCGAACCACUGGUAUGGGAAGGGCUCUCUGCUCAAGGAAGCUCUCUCCUAAGUUCCUUGGUCCCUAUCAGAUCUCGAGGAGGAUUGGGCCAAUGGCUUACGAGAUUACUUUGCCUCCUCAGUUGGCAAACCUCCAUUCGGUGUUCCACGUGUCACAGUUGAGGAAGUAUGUCUUUGAUCCAUCUCAUGUGUUAGAAGCUGAGGAUGUUCAGAUUACGGAGAAUCUCACUAUGGAAGUACCACCCGUGGCUUUAAAGGAUAGCCGAGUAGAGGAACGUCGAGGAAAACCAGUCAAUCUUGUCAAGGUCAUCUGGGAUCGGAGGACAGUUCGUGAAUCUGCUCCUGGAGCUACUAGGUUCUUUAGCUUAAGGGUCAAAGUCUAA